CGAGCCCCUGGCAGCGGCCAGAGAACCGAGCGCCGAGCGCCUCUCCUCCCGGCCCCAGUCCUGGUGUGUGCUCUGCGCCGGGCGGCUACUGCAGUGGCAGCGAGCGUCAGCGGCUGGGCGCUGGACUCCCUCUUUCCAUGGAGCGCCUCUAGAAGCCAGACAACGGGGAAGCUCUCGGCGGAGUUGCUGAUUUGCUGGAGGAGGAAAGGGCUGCACAUUUAGGUCACUUGAAAUCAGAAAGCUGUUACUGCAUAUCAGGAACAUGGGGCACUGAUGUAGAAGCUAACCUCUGGUCUCCUAAUUAUUUUUGAGGGAUGAAAGAAUGAUGUGAUGGAUAUAACUAUGGGCUGCUGUACGGGCACAGGACCUCCUCCCUCCUGCCUUGUACUCCUGCUUCUCAAGCUUUUGGCCAGUGUUUCCCAGGGUCUCCCAGGGACAGGACCUCUGGGCUUCCACUUUACACAUUCCAUUUAUAAUGCUACAGUGUAUGAGAACUCAGCAGCAAGGACCUAUGUCAACAGCCAGAGCAGAAUGGGUAUCAUCUUGUCAGAUCUUUCUUGGGACAUCAAAUACAGAAUAGUGUCUGGGGAUGAAGAAGGCUUCUUCAAAGCAGAGGAAGUCAUCAUUGCAGACUUCUGUUUCCUAAGAAUAAGAACUAAAGGUGGCAAUUCUGCCAUACUGAAUAGAGAAAUACAGGACAAUUAUUUAUUGAUUGUAAAAGGUUCUGUCAGAGGAGAGGAUCUAGAAGCAUGGACCAAAGUGAAUAUACAGGUUUUGGAUAUGAAUGAUUUGAGACCUUUGUUUUCACCAACAACGUACUCUGUUACAAUAGCAGAAAGCACACCUUUAAGGACUAGCAUCGCCCAGGUAACAGCAACCGAUGCUGACAUUGGUUCUAAUGGUGAAUUCUACUAUUACUUUAAAAGCAAAGUUGACCUCUUUUCUGUUCACCCUACAAGUGGUGUAAUCUCUCUUAGUGGGAGGUUAAAUUAUGAUGAGAAGAACAGGUAUGACCUUGAAGUUUUGGCAGUGGACCGGGGGAUGAAACUUUAUGGUAAUAAUGGUGUCAGCAGCACAGCAAAGCUUUAUGUUCAUAUUGAACGGAUCAAUGAACAUGCGCCAACUAUCAGUGUGGUCACACACGUCCCCUUCCCAUUGGACAAGGAGCCCACAUAUGCAGUAGUUAAUGUUGAUGACCUAGAUGAGGGUGCAAAUGGAGAGAUUGAAUCAAUUUCUAUUGUGGCUGGAGAUCCUCUGGAACAGUUUCUCCUGGUAAAGGAAGGGAAAUGGAUUAAUGAGUACAAAAUUAAGGAGAAGAAGCCCAUUGACUGGGGGGGCUUUCCCUAUGGCUACAAUCUCACUCUUCAAGCAAAGGACAAGGGUUCUCCUCAGAAGUUUUCAGCAGUAAAAGUCGUCCAUAUUGCCAAUCCCCAGAGAGAUAAUAUCCCAAUCAGAUUCGAGAAGGAAACCUACAAUGUCACCAUUAGUGAAUUUUCACCUCCUGGAGUUGUGGUUGCCAUUGUUAAACUGAGCCCGGAGCCACCAGGGGUGGAAUAUAGAAUAUCUCCUGGUGAGGAUGCAGAGUAUUUUAAGAUUAAUCCAAGGUCUGGUCUGAUAGUCACAUCGCAGCCCCUGGAUGUCAUCAAGAAAGAAGUUUAUGAGCUAGGGGUAUCAAACAAAGAAGGUGAUUUGAAAGCACAAGUCACCAUCAGCUUAGAAGAUGCCAAUGAUCAUACUCCUGAAUUCCAGCAGCCAUCUUAUGAAGCUUUUGUUAAUGAGAGUGUGCCUGUGGGUACCAGCGUGUUGGCAGUUUCUGCUUCUGAUAGGGAUAAGGGAGAGAAUGGGUAUAUCACAUAUAGUAUUGCCAGCCUCAGUGCAUUACCAUUUUCCAUUAACCAGUUUACAGGUAUCAUUCGUACAACUGAGGAACUGGAUUUUGAAUCUUCUCCAGAAAAUUACAGGUUCAUUGUGAGGGCCUCUGAUUGGGGUUCACCUUAUCGACAUGAAAGUGAGGUCAAUGUGACCAUUCGCAUAGGAAAUGUCAAUGACAACAGUCCCUUGUUUGAAAAAGUGGCCUGCCAGGGAGUCAUUUCUUAUGACUUCCCUGUUGGUGGACACAUUACUGCUGUGUCAGCAAUAGAUAUUGAUGAACUGGAACUAGUAAAAUACAAAAUCAUCUCUGGAAAUGAACUUGGGUUUUUUUAUUUAAAUCCUGACUCAGGUGUCUUACAACUUAAAAAGUCCUUGAUUAACUCUGGUGUAAAGAAUGGUAACUUCGGUCUCAGGAUCACAGCCACUGAUGGGGAGAAUUUUGCAGAUGCCAUGUUUGUUAACAUUUCUGUCUUACAGGGAAAGGUAUCUUCUAAAAGCUUCAGCUGUAGAGAAACUCGAGUGGCACAAAAGCUAGCAGAGAAGCUCCUCAUCAAAGCAAAAGCCAAUGGGAAGCUGAAUUCAGAAGAUGGGUUUCUUGACUUUUAUUCUGUUAAUAGGCAGGGACCCCAUUUUGAUAAAUCCUUUCCUUCUGACAUCGCUGUCAAGGAGGACCUGCCAGUUGGUGCUAACAUAUUGAAAAUAAAAGCCUUUGACGCAGACUCUGGCUUCAAUGGGAAGGUGGUUUUCACAAUUUCUGAUGGUAAUACAGACAGUUGCUUCAACAUUGACAUGGAAACAGGUCAGCUUAAAGUUCUGAUGCCAAUGGACCGAGAACAAACAGACCUCUACCUUCUUAACAUUACAAUUUAUGACUUAGGGAAACCCCAGAAAUCCUCAUGGAGGUUACUGACCAUUAAUGUGGAGGAUGCCAAUGACAACAGGCCCAUUUUCCUGCAGGAGAGUUAUUCUGUUAAUAUUUUAGAAAGUUCGAGUAUUGGUACUGAGAUUAUUCAAGUGGAAGCCCGGGAUAAAGACUUGGGACCUAAUGGUGAAGUGACUUACUCAGUAUUAACAGAUGCACAGCAAUUUUCCAUCAACAGUUCAACUGGGAUAGUUUAUGUAGCUGAUCAGCUAGACCGGGAAUCCAAAGCAAACUAUUCUUUAAAAAUAGAGGCCAGGGACAAAUCUGAGAGUGGCCAGCAGCAAUUUUCUGUGGUUACUCUUAAGGUUUUCUUGGAUGAUGUCAACGAUUGCUCCCCUACUUUUAUACCAACUAGCUACAGUGUGAAGGUCCUUGAAGAUCUUCCAGUUGGCACAGUCAUUGCAUGGUUGGAAACCCAUGAUCCAGACCUUGGCUUGGGAGGUCAAGUGCGUUACUCAUUGGUGAAUGACUAUAAUGGGAGAUUUGAAAUCGAUAAAGCCAGUGGUGCCAUUCGUUUGAGCAAGGAGCUUGAUUAUGAGAAGCAGCAGUUCUACAACCUCACUGUCCGUGCAAAAGACAAAGGGCGCCCUGUAUCUCUGUCAUCUAUUUCCUUUGUGGAGGUAGAAGUGGUAGAUGUCAAUGAAAACCUUCAUACUCCCUAUUUCCCAGACUUUGCUGUUGUUGGAUCUGUAAAGGAAAACUCCCGUAUUGGAACAAGUGUAUUACAGGUGACCGCAAGAGAUGAGGAUUCUGGAAGAGAUGGGGAGAUCCAGUAUUCUAUCAGAGAUGGCAGCGGUCUCGGGAGGUUUAACAUAGAUGACGAAAGUGGGGUCAUCUAUACUGCAGACAUUCUUGAUCGAGAAACAACUGGGUCAUACUGGCUGACUGUGUAUGCCACUGAUAGAGGUGUGGUCCCACUUUAUUCUACUAUUGAGGUCUACAUUGAGAUUGAAGAUGUAAAUGACAAUGCUCCUUUGACCUCAGAGCCAAUUUACUAUCCUGUGGUAAUGGAAAACUCUCCUAAGGAUGUAUCCGUCAUUCAGAUCCAGGCUGAGGAUCCAGAUUCCAGCUCCAAUGAGAAGCUAACCUACAGGAUUACAAGUGGAAAUCCUCAGAACUUCUUUGUAAUAAACAUUAAAACUGGUCUGAUUACAACCACUUCAAGGAAAUUGGAUCGAGAACAGCAGGCAGAACAUUUUCUGGAGGUGACUGUGACUGAUGGUGGUUCUUCUCCAAAGCAGUCGACAGUUUGGGUUGUGGUCCAGGUUCUGGAUGAAAAUGACAAUAAGCCUCAGUUUCCAGAGAAAGUCUAUCAAAUCAAGCUGCCAGAGCGGGACCGAAAGAAAAGAGGAGAACCGAUAUACAGGGCUUUCGCAUUCGAUAAAGAUGAAGGUCCCAAUGCAGAAAUAUCCUACAGCAUCGUGGAUGGAAAUGAUGAUGGGAAAUUCUUUAUCGACCCUAAAACUGGCAUGGUCUCUUCCAGGAAGCAGUUUACGGCAGGGAGUUAUGACAUCCUCACAAUCAAAGCAGUAGACAAUGGACGUCCUCAGAAGUCCUCCACAGCCCGCCUCCACAUCGAAUGGAUUAAAAAACCGCCUCCUUCCCCUGUGCCUCUGACCUUUGAUGAGCCAUUCUAUAACUUUACUGUCAUGGAAAGUGAUAGAGUGACAGAAAUUGUGGGUGUGGUGUCUGUGCAACCGGCCAAUAUACCUCUGUGGUUUGAUGUAGUUGGGGGGAAUUUUGACAGCUCUUUCGACGCAGAGAAAGGUGUUGGGACAAUUGUCAUUGCAAAACCUCUGGAUGCAGAGCAGAGGUCCAUCUAUAAUAUGACUGUGGAAGUCACCGAUGGAACAAAUGUGGCUGUCACUCAGGUAUUUAUCAAAGUGCUGGAUAACAAUGAUAAUGGCCCCGAGUUCUCUCAACCAAGUUAUGAUGUCACGAUUUCUGAGGAUGUACUGCCGGACACUGAGAUCUUACAGAUUGAGGCAACAGACAGAGAUGAAAAACACAAACUAAGUUACACUAUCCACAGCAGUAUCGACUCAGUAAGCAUGAGGAAAUUCCGGAUUGAUGCCAGUUCUGGGGUUCUGUACAUUGCUGAGAGGCUAGACCAUGAGGCCCAGGACAAGCACAUUCUUAAUAUAAUGGUCAGAGAUCAGGAGUUUCCUUAUCGGAGAAACUUGGCCCGAGUCAUUGUGAAUGUAGAAGAUGCCAAUGAUCAUAGCCCCUAUUUCACCAGCCCACUGUAUGAAGCAUCCGUAUUUGAGUCUGCAGCUUUGGGAUCGGCUGUUCUGCAGGUGACUGCUCUGGAUAAAGACCGGGGGGAAAAUGCAGAGCUCCUGUACACCAUAGAAGCAGGGAACACUGGAAACACCUUUAAGAUUGAGCCCAUCUUGGGCAUCAUUACCGUAUCAAAAGAACCAGAUAUGACAACAAUGGGACAGUUUGUUUUGUCCAUAAAAGUCACGGAUCAGGGCUCUCCACCAAUGUCCGCUACUGCCAUUGUUCGAAUCUCUGUCACCAUGUCAGAUAAUUCUCACCCCAAGUUCACUCAGAAAGAGUACCAAGCAGAAGUGAAUGAAAACGUCGACAUUGGGACAUCAGUCAUUUUAAUCUCUGCCAUCAGUCAAUCUACACUAAUUUAUGAAAUCAAAGAUGGAAAUAUGGAAGGGGUCUUCACCGUAAACCCGUAUUCUGGUGUGAUAACCAACCAAAAGGCCCUUGAUUAUGAACGCAUUUCCUCUUAUCAACUCAUCAUCCAAGCCACCAACAUGGCAGGAAUGGCAUCCAAUGCCACAGUUAAUAUUCAGAUUGUAGAUGAAAAUGACAACCCCCCCGUUUUCCUUUUCUCUCAGUACUCGGGCAGCCUCAGUGAGGUUGCCCCAGUAAACAGCAUUGUCCGUAGCUCAGGUAACAAUCCAUUGGUGAUUCGAGCCGCAGAUGCUGAUAGUAAUCAGAACGCUUUGCUAGUUUAUCAAAUUGUUGAGUCCACUGCCAAGAAGUUUUUCACCGUGGACUCUAGCACUGGCGCCAUAAGAACGAUCGCCAGCUUGGAUCAUGAAACCAUCGCACAUUUCCAUUUCCAUGUUCACGUGAGAGACAGUGGUAAUCCCCAGCUGACUGCAGAGAGCCCAGCCGAGGUCAAUAUCGAGGUGACGGACGUGAAUGAUAACCCUCCAGUUUUCACUCAGGCAGUGUUUGAGACAGUCUUACUUCUACCCACUUAUAUUGGGGUGGAGAUUCUGAAAGUCCAAGCAACAGAUCCAGACUCAGAAGUGCCAACUGAACUAACAUACAGCCUGAUGGAAGGCAGCUUGGACCAUUUUUUAAUCGAUUCUAAUAGUGGGGUGCUCUCCAUAAAAAACAGCAGCCUUUCCAAAGAUCAUUAUAUGCUCAUAGUUAGAGUUUCAGAUGGUAAGUUUUAUGGUACUGCUAUGGUCACCAUCAUGGUGAAAGAGGCCAUGGACAGUGGUCUCCAUUUCACACAGAGUUUUUACUUUGCUUCAAUCUCAGAGAACAGCACCAACAUCACCAAAGUAGCCAUUGUCAAUGCCAUUGGAAAUCGCCUUAAUGAACCUUUAAAAUAUAGCAUACUGAAUCCAGGAAACAAAUUCAGAAUUAAAUCUACCUCCGGGGUCAUCCAGACAACUGGUGUCCCCUUUGACCGUGAAGAACAAGAGUUGUACGAGUUGGUGGUAGAAGCCAGUCGUGAGUUAGAUCAUCUCCGUGUGGCCAGGGUGGUCGUCAGAGUAAACAUUGAAGAUAUCAAUGACAACUCUCCAGUUUUUGUAGGGCUCCCUUACUAUGCUGCUGUGCAGGUCGAUGCUGAACCUGGGACUCUCAUCUACCGGGUGAAUGCUCUUGACAGAGACAAAGGUGCCAACGGCGAAGUGACCUACACCCUCCAAGAGGACUAUGGCCACUUUGAAAUUAACCCAGAAUCAGGGAGUGUUUUUUUAAAAGAAGCAUUCAAUUCUGACUUAUCUAACAUUGAAUAUGGAGUUAUCAUCCUAGCCAAAGAUGGCGGAAAGCCUGCAUUGUCUGCCUCUGUGGAGCUUCCCAUCACUAUCGUCAACAAAGCAAUGCCUGUAUUUGAUAAGCCUUUUUACACGACUUCUGUCAAUGAGGAUGUAGAAAUGCAUACUCCCAUCCUUAGCAUCAAUGCAACCAGCCCAGAAGGGCAAGGAAUCAUUUACAUCAUUGUUGAUGGGGAUCCAUACAACCAGUUCAACAUUGACUUUGACACUGGAGUUCUAAAUGUCAUUAGCCCACUGGACUAUGAAGUAACACCUGUUUUUAAAUUGACAGUGAGAGCCAGUGAUGCUCUCACUGGUGCAAGGGCUGAGGUCACUGUUGAUUUGCUAGUUAAUGAUGUAAAUGAUAAUCCCCCCAUUUUUGAUCAACCCACCUACAAUGCAACUUUAUCUGAGGCCUCUCUCAUUGGGACCCCUGUUUUGCAAGUGGUAGCUUCUGAUGCUGAUUCAGAAAAUAAUAAAGUUGUACAAUAUCAGAUUGUCCAGGAUACCUAUAAUAGUACUGAUUAUUUUCACAUAGAUAGCACUAGUGGCUUAAUCUUGACAGCCCGUAUGUUAGAUCAUGAAUCAGUACAACAAUCCACUUUAAAAGUCAGGGCAACAGAUAAUGGAUUCCCACCAAUGAGCAGCGAGGUACUUGUUAAUAUUUAUGUGACUGACAUGAAUGACAACCCUCCAGUUUUUAACCAGCUGAUUUAUGAAUCCUAUGUCAGUGAAUUAGCCCCACGGGGCCAUUUCGUGACCUGUGUCCAAGCCUCUGAUGCUGACAGCUCUGAUUUUGACAGGUUAGAAUACAGCAUUUUAUCUGGGAACGACCGCACAAGUUUUCUGAUGGACAGCAGGAGCGGUGUCAUCACCCUGUCGAACCACCGGAAACAGAGAAUGGAGCCUCUUUAUAGCCUGAAUGUAUCUGUCUCUGAUGGAUUAUUCACCAGCACGGCACAGGUGCACAUCAGGAUACUUGGUGCUAACUUAUAUAGUCCAGCCUUUUCACAAAGCACCUAUGUUGCCGAAGUGAGAGAGAAUGCUGCUCCAGGGACAAAGGUAAUUCAUGUCAGAGCAACAGAUGGGGAUCCAGGAACAUAUGGACAAAUCAGCUAUGCUAUCAUCAAUGACUUUGCUAAGGACCGAUUCUUGAUAGACAACAAUGGACAAGUGAUAACAACAGAAAGGCUGGACCGGGAAAGCCCAAUGGAAGGGGACAUUAGUAUUUUUCUGAGGGCCCUGGAUGGUGGAGGGAGGACAACUUUCUGUACCGUAAGGGUGAUUGUUGUGGAUGAAAAUGAUAAUGCUCCCCAAUUUUUGAUGGUAGAAUAUAGAGCUAGUGUCAGAGCUGAUGUUGGAAGAGGUCACUUGGUAACCCAGGUUCAAGCCAUUGAUCCUGAUGAUGGAGUGAAUUCAAGGAUAACUUAUUCACUGUAUAGUGAAGCCUCUGUCUCAGUAGCAGAUCUUCUUGAAAUUGACCCCGACAAUGGCUGGAUGGUCACAAAGAGUAAUUUUAACCAGUUGAAAAACACUGUCUUGUCAUUUUUUGUCAAAGCAGUUGAUGGUGGUAUUCCAGUAAAGCACUCCCUCAUUCCAGUCUAUAUUCAUGUCUUGCCUCCUGAAAUACUCUUACCCUCCUUUACCCAGCCCCAGUAUUCCUUCACUAUUCCAGAAGAUACUGUCAUUGGAAGCACAGUGGAAUCGCUCAGGAUUUUGCCAAGUCAGAACGUUGUAUUUAGCACAGUUAAUGGUGAACGGCCUGAAAAUAACAAAGGUGGGGUCUUUAUCAUAGAGCGGGACACUGGUACCAUCAAACUGGACAAGAGACUUGACCGUGAAAUGACCCCUGCUUUUCACUUUAAGGUUGCAGCCACCAUCCCCUUGGACAAGGUGGAUAUUGUGUUUACCGUUGACAUAGAAAUCAAGGUACUAGAUCUAAAUGAUAAUAAACCAUUCUUUGAUUCUUCAAGCUAUGAAGCCAUCAUAAUGGAGGGAAUGCCUGUGGGCACCAGACUCAUUCAAGUGAAGGCUAUUGAUAGAGAUUGGGGCGCCAAUGGACAGGUCACUUACACCCUCCACUCUGAUUCCAAUCCAGAGAAGGUAAUGGAAGCGUUCAGCAUUGACAGUAACACAGGCUGGAUCAGCACCCUGAAAGACCUGGACCAUGAGAGAGAUCCCACAUUCACUUUCUCUGUGGUAGCCUCGGACCUUGGAGAAGCUUUCUCUCUCUCUUCCACAAUCUUGGUCUCUGUCACAGUGACUGAUAUAAAUGACAAUGCACCUGUCUUUGGGCAUGAGGUAUACCGAGAGCAUGUGAAGGAGAGUGACCCCCCAGGUGAAGUUGUAGCAGUACUCAGCACAUGGGAUGAAGACACAUCUGACGUUAAUCGGCAAGUGAGCUAUCAUAUCACAGGAGGGAAUCCCAGAGGAAGAUUCGCCCUGGGCCUGGUGCAGAAUGAAUGGAAAGUUUAUGUAAAACGACCUCUUGAUCGAGAGGAACAAGAUGUUUAUUUCCUGAACAUCACUGCCACAGAUGGGCUUUUUGUCACUCAGGCUAUGGUGGAAGUCACUGUCACUGAUGUGAAUGACAACAGUCCAGUGUGUGACCAGGUUGCAUACUCAGCUUUGUUUCCAGAAGACAUUCCAUCAAAUAAAAUCAUCCUUAAGAUCAGUGCCAAGGAUGCUGACAUUGGCCCCAAUGGAGACAUUAGAUACUCACUCUACGGCUCUGGAAACAACAAAUUUUACUUAGAUCCAGAAAGUGGUGAGUUAAAAACCCUGGCCCUUUUGGACCGAGAGAAAAUCCCUGUAUACAACCUGAUUGCCAGGGCAACGGAUGGGGGUGGCAGGUUCUGCCAGUCAGACAUCCGCCUGAUUCUGGAAGAUGUUAAUGAUAAUCCCCCCAUAUUUUCAUCUGACCAUUACAACACAUGUAUCUAUGAGAAUACAGCCACCAAAGCCUUGUUAACAAGAGUACAAGCCACAGAUCCUGACUUAGGCAUCAACAGAAAAGUUGUUUAUUCUCUAGCCGAUUCAGCAGGAGGGUACUUUUCAGUAGAUAGCUCAUCAGGCAUCAUCAUCUUGGAACAGCCACUGGAUAGAGAGCUACAGUCAUCCUAUAACAUCAGCGUGAAGGCAUCAGACCAGAGCAUUCUAAAGGCUCUGUCUUCCCUGGCCACGGUCACCAUUACCGUUUUGGACAUUAAUGACAACCCUCCUGUGUUUGAAAGAAGGGACUAUCUUGUUACAGUACCAGAGGACACAUCCCCAGGCACAGAAGUCCUUGCAGUUUUUGCCACAAGCAAAGAUAUUGGCACAAAUGCUGAAAUUACUUAUCUCAUCCGGUCUGGGAAUGAACGAGGGAAAUUCAAGAUUAACCCAAAGACAGGAGGGAUUUCUGUCAUUGAGGCCCUGGACUAUGAAAUGUGCAAAGAUUUUUACCUCGUGGUGGAAGCCAAAGAUGGGGGUACCCCCGCCCUCAGUGCUGUGGCCACAGUGAACAUCAACCUUACUGAUGUGAAUGACAAUGCUCCAAAAUUUAACCAGGAGGUCUACAGUGCAGUCAUCAGUGAAGAUGCUUCCAUUGGGGACUCUGUCAUUGUGUUAAUAGCAGAAGAUGUAGAUAGCCCACCCAAUGGGCAGAUUCACUUCUCCAUCGUCAGUGGGGACCGGGACAACGAGUUUGCUGUGGAUCCUGUCUUGGGCCUUGUUAAAGUGAAAAAGAAAUUGGACCGAGAACGGGUGUCUGGAUACUCAUUACUCAUUCAGGCUACGGACAGGGGCAUUCCUGCCAUGUCAUCCACUGUGACAGUCAACAUAGACAUUUCCGAUGUGAAUGCAAUUGGCCCUGUUUUCACACCAGCUAACUAUACUGCUGUAAUUCAGGAAAACAAACCAGUGGGGACAAGCAUUUGGCAGCUGAUGACGGACCGAGAUUCCUUUCACAAUGGGCCCCCCUUUACCUUUACCAUCUUGGCCGGGAAUGAGGAAGAAGAGUUUGUGUUGGACCCUCAUGGGAUCUUAAGAUCAGCAGUAAUCUUUAGGCAUACAGACUCUCCUGAAUACGUGCUUUACAUCCAGGUACUGCAAAAGACUUCGGGCAAACCCCAGCAAGUUUCCUAUUCUUAUGUGCGUGUCCGGGUGAUUGAAGAAAGCAUCCACAAGCCCACUGCCAUCCCCUUGGAGAUCUUUAUUGUCACAAUGGAGGAUGACUUUCCUGGGGGUGUCAUUGGGAAGAUACAUGCUACUGACCAGGACGUAUAUGAUGUACUCACAUAUGCCCUGAAAUCUGAGCAGAGAAGCUUGUUCAAGGACACCCAUGAUGGAAAGAUCAUUGCCCUGGGAGGCCUGGACAGCGGUAAGUAUAUUCUGAACGUUUCCGUGAGUGGCCGCUUCCAGGUGCCCAUUGAUGUCAUCGUCCACGUGGAGCAGCUGGUACAGGAGAUGCUACAGAACACAGUCACCAUCCUUGAAAAUGUGUCCCCUGAGGACUUUGUUGGGCUACACAUGCAUGGUUUCCGAAGGACCCUGAGGAAUGCUGUCCUUUCCCAGAAACAAGAUAGUCUCCACAUCAUCAGUAUCCACUGUGGCUGGCACCAACCACUGGACAUGUUGUUUGCCGUGCAGAUGCACAGUGGCGUCUACAAGCCCGCAUACCUCAUCCAGAAGCUUUCCAAUGCAAGUAGACAUUUGGAGAAUGUGAUUCGAAUCUCAGCCAUCCUGGAAAAGAAUUGCUCUGGACUGGACUGCCAGGAACAACACUGUGAACAAAGCUUGUCCAUAGAUUCACACUCUCUAAUGACCUACAGCACGGCUCGAAUUAGUUUUGUGUGUCUCCGUUUCUACAGGAACGUGCGCUGUACAUAGCAAUGUUCAGGAGGACUCUGUCCAGGGUCAAAUGAUCCUUGCGUGGAGAAGCCCUGCCCUGGGGACAUGCAGUGUGUUGGUUAUGAAGCCAGUAGAAGACCGUUCAUCUGCCAGUGUCCACCAGGAAAACUUGGCGAAUGCUCAGGGCACACUUCUCUCAGCCUUUGCUGGAAACAUGUUACAUCAAAUUACCGGCUUUCUGAAAAUAGCAAGAAAGAAGAAUUUAAGUUGGCUCUGCGUCUGCGAACACUGCAAAGCAAUGGGAUUAUAAUGUACACCAGAGCAAAUCCCUGGCAUAAUUCUGAAGUGGGGCUCAGGAUGCAGCCUUUGCUGACCUUUGCUGGCUCGAAUUCAUCACAGCUCAUUCCCCAAGGCCUAGACCUCGGGCAGAUUGUGGACAGCAAGCUAUGGUUCCAGUUGGACUGCGGCACGGGUCCCGGGAUCUUGGGCAUCUCUGGACGAGCCGUGAAUGACGGGAAUUGGCACUCGGUCUUCUUAGAGCUCAAUCAGAAUUUCACCAGCUUGUCACUGGACGAUAGCUAUGUGGAACGCCGCAAGGCCCCCCUCUACUUCCAGACUCCGGGCACGGAGAGCGCCAUCUACUUCGGCGCCCUGGUCCAGGUGGACAACAUCCGAAGCCUGACGGACAAGAGGGUGACGCAGGUACUGAGCGGCUUCCAGGGCUGCCUGGAUUCCGUGGUCUUGAAUAACAAUGAGCUGCCCCUGCAGAACAAACGCAGCAGCUUCGCCGAGGUGGUGGGCCUCACUGAACUCAAGCUUGGAUGUGUCCUGUACCCGGACGCCUGUGAACGGAAUCCCUGCCAGAACGGAGGGAGCUGUGCGGGCCUGCCAUCUGGCGGCUAUCAAUGUACCUGUCUCUCACAAUUCACUGGAAGGAACUGUGAGUCAGAGAUUACAGCCUGCUUCCCGAAUCCCUGCCGGAAUGGGGGGUCUUGUGACCCAAUAGGAAACACCUUCAUCUGCAACUGUAAAGUUGGGCUUACUGGAGUCACGUGUGAGGAAGACAUCAAUGAAUGCGAUAGAGAAGAAUGUGAGAAUGGGGGUUCCUGCGUCAAUGUGUUCGGCUCUUUCCUCUGUAACUGCACACCAGGUUAUGUGGGACAGUACUGUGGGCUUCGGCCAGUGGUGGUUCCCAACAUCCAAGCUGGCCACUCCUAUGUUGGAAAAGAAGAACUGAUUGGGAUUGCUGUGGUCCUCUUUGUCAUCUUUGUUUUAAUUGUCUUGUUCAUCGUCUUCCGCAAGAAAGUCUUCCGCAAGAACUACUCCAGGAACAAUAUCACUCUCGUCCAGGACCCAGCCACUGCAGCACUACUGAACAAAAGCAAUGGCAUUCAGUUCAAAAAUCUAAGGGGGGGUGGGGACAGCCGUAACAUCUACCAGGAGGUUGGCCCACCCCAGGUCCCUGUGCGCCCAAUGGCCUACACUCCUUGUUUCCAGAGCGACUCUAGGAACAACCUAGACAAGAUUGUCGAUGGGCUAGGCGUGGAGCACCAGGAGAUGACUACUUUUCAUCCUGAGUCACCACGGAUAUUAACUGCCAGGCGUGGAGUGGUCGUGUGCAGUGUGGCUCCCAAUCUCCCGGCUGUCUCCCCAUGUCGCUCGGAUUGUGAUUCCCUCAGGAAAAGUGUCUGGGAUGCAGGAACAGAGAACAAAGGUGUGGAUGAUGCUGAAGAAGUGACCUGUUUUGUGGGAAGCAAUAAAGGCAGCAACUCGGAAGUUCAGUCUCUCAGCUCCUUCCAGUCUGACUCUGGAGAUGAUAAUGCUUCCAUAGUGACUGUCAUUCAGCUUGUCAACAAUGUAGUUGACACUAUAGAAAAUGAAGUGUCAGUUAUGGACCAAGGACAGAACUACAACCGAGCCUAUCAUUGGGACACUUCAGAUUGGAUGCCAGGAGCCCGCCUGUCUGACAUCGAGGAAGUGCCCAACUAUGAGAACACAGAUGGCACAUCAGUGCAUCAGGGGAGCACGAGAGAGCUUGAGUCCGAUUACUACCUGGGUGGCUAUGAUAUCGAUAGUGAAUACCCUCCGCCUCACGAAGAGGAGUUUUUGAGCCAAGACCAGUUGCCCCCUCCCCUACCAGAGGACUACCCGGACCACUUUGAGGCCCUGCCCCCAUCACAGCCAGCCUCGUUGGCCAGCACACUGAGCCCAGACUGCAGGCGAAGGCCCCAAUUCCACCCCAGCCAGUAUCUCCCUCCCCACUCAUUCCCCAAUGAGACAGACAUGGUGGGACCUCCACCUGGACACGAAUUUAGUACUUUUGCUGUGGGUGUGGGGCAGAACAUGGAGAACACAGGUGUGGCAGACAACACAUCCUUAUCCUUGCACAAUUCCAUUGGCGCCUCAUCCUCAGAUGUGUCUGCAAGCUGUGGCUUUGAUGACUCUGAAGUGGCCAUGAGUGACUAUGAAAGUGUUGAGGAGCUCAGUCUCACCAGUCUUCACAUUCCAUUUAUUGAGACUCAGCACCAGACCCAGGUGUAAAGGACACAUACAUCUGGGGAGGUUUGCUCCAUUCUCCAUUUAAACAUGGAAGGUAAUGGGCUGAGUUUCCUCUCUCAAUGGAGAAGGGUCCAUUGAAUGAGGGGAAAAUCCACCAUUUUCCACAAAUAACUUAUUCACAAAUGAUGUUGUCUCAUGCAAACACUUUAAAGUCAAGUUGUGUAAACCAUAUGUCAUGAAAUUUGUUACUGUGAGUCAACAGACAAUCCUUACAGUAUGUACCCAGCAUUCAUGGCCAAGAGUGCACACCAAGUUUUUAAGGGGAUAAAGAACCCCACACACAAGUUCACCCAGUAAGUUAUAUGCAGUCAAUCUUUUCAACUUUGUGCAGUAUUGUGUUAUUGAAGGUGUUAACAGUAUCAAUUCCCACAGUAUUAAUGAACAGAUAAAGUUCAGGCACCAAGGUAUUGGUACGUGAAACUAAUUUAAGCUGAUGGAGAAAAGAAAUAAAAUAGUUAAUAGAAUUGGGGAGGGGGGAGCUAAGCCCUCAAUGGAAAAGAAGAAAGAAUAAAAAUAAAAUCAGUCAAAAGUAGGCAAAAAUAUUAAAAUAAAGUAUGAUUUUCUUUAUGAAGCUGUCUUAAUUGUCAGCUAUAAAAUUAUAGUAAAUGACUUGCAUUUUUUGUAGUCUUCAGAUACUGGUUUAAUUAGGAAAACUUGGAUUAAAAACGAACACAAAAUUGAAAUGAUGGGGUUUGUGGAUCUUUUAAAAAGAUUUCAAUGAACAGUAAUGCAUGAUAGUUUGGGGGUUUUCUGAGUAUCAGGGAGGGAAGGGUAGAACUUAUCUCUUUUUGCUUUUAUUAUUAAACAUUCCCAAACAUGAUUACAAUUUGAGAAUUAUUGUAAUCAUUGAACUUGUUCAUGGAAACCAGUAAAUAGAGUUGACCAGUUUCUGACCAUUGUCCAGGCUAAAAGACGUAUACAGUUCAUAAGUCCACCCCGCCCCCAAAUGUUAUUUUUGCUAUCACAGGUAAAAGGCAAAUAAGUACUUGUUUUUUUAAAAAACUUGAUAGUGUCAUUUCAAUAAAUGGAUUUAAGCUAAAGAAGAGAGACUAGAUGAGUAGAUUCUUGUAAACAAGAUUAUAAUAGUAUGUGUGUUUGGGCCAAUGUAGACAUACGUAUGUGUUUUCUCCCAAGAAGGCAGUCCAUAAGGAAAAUUACUUUUAAGACUUUGCGAACUAUGAACCGUGGCCAACAGUGCAAGCCUUCAGUGUUAGAGACUCACCAAAUGCUCUAUUUUGUGCAAGUUUGGUUCACCUUAUUUGGAUAGUGCCGUGUCUAAUAAUUAAAGGAAAAUUCUGGGUUUUAAAAGUAGCAUUUUGUUAAAAUGACACAAAGAAUCUCAACUGUCUUCAGAAAGUGCUUCAUGUUUCAUUCUAGCCCAGGGUUGGGUCUCAGCCUGACACAUAAGUUUUGGCCUUGGAAAUUUCCUAAAAUGAAUUGGAAAGUCAUUCCACAAGAGCUGGUAUAACAUGGUACAAUAAAAUAUAAAAUUGACAUGUUGAGUUAUUUCCUGCUUCCCCUCAGGCUGAUUAGGGCAAAUGAGAUUUUACACUAAGCAGCCUGAACUGUUUCCAAGGAAGACUGAGAAGUCCAUGACUUCUCCUUCCCCUGGUAAACGAUUAUUUGCACUAUCUGCUUAAUUAGCAAAACUAUUGUGGGUUUGGGGUGUUUUUUUUAACCAGUUAUGGCAUUGGUGUGUGAGCUCUAGAGGACAUAGGCUGGCCAUGGGACACCUAGUCAUGUUUCUUAUCAGCAAUCUUGCCAUUCAUUUCACUUCUCUCCUGGCAUAGCCAGUGUUUCCUGACAGUUUGGCAAGGAAAUACCCUUGUACUUCAGAGCUUCCUGGCUAUGUGGACACACUUCAUGGCCUUUUUAUGUUUUGUGUUGUUUUUUCUCAUCCUUGUUCUUGGUCAGACGUGCUAAAUGAAGGAUGAUCUGUACAUGGUCUUGAAGUCAGGGUUCUGCAAUGGACUGAAAUACAUAGUCAGACUGCAUUCAAACAAAUUCUUUGGCAUUUUUCCUCCUGUGAAGAGUGCAUUUGUAGGAAUCAGCGAGAAAAUGACAAACUAAUGAUCUAGAGAGAAUCUCUGCAACCAUCUUAAUAAUGUAGUGGCAUAAAAAACUGACAAAGUAAAACCAACAGUUCAUUUCUUACCCCACAGGGUAUUUUAGGGCAGGAUUAGUACAGAUGAUUUUCCAUUGCUUACACAGCCUCUUUGCUGAGGGUAAUGCUUGAAUGACAUAGUAAUGAAGGAGCAAAUAGAUCGGAAUGCAGCUGUGAAAUCCAGGGAGCCAGCCUGAUAUCUCUGACCUGCAUUCAGUACAUAUUUCUUAGAUGUAUCUUCUUUUCAGAAGAGCCACAUAGGGAGAUGUCCAUCCCUGGUAGGUUCUAUUUCAUGUCAUGUACCAAAUCAUCAUUUUCAAAUCAGUUGAGAACUGUAUUUGACAUUUCCUCUCGAGAUUUCAUGGAAAAUGAAGGCUUUUCCUGUACAGUGUGAAGUGGUCUGAGAGUAGGACCAAGGUGGAACUCAUGAUAUAGAGAUUGUCUCUGGGCCAGCUUUCUCAUUUUUACUUACAAAUUUGCAUUACUUGACCAGUUAGUGACAGAGCCAGGACUAGAAAUGCAUCUUCUUCCAAACUCCCAAUCCAGGGUUCUUUCUACCAUAUCAUACUUUCUCCAUGAUCCCUAUGACCUUUAAUCUUGACUUUUUUCAUUGAAUCCCUGAAGAAUGGAUCUCUCAGUUCAGAAAGCUGAAUUUGUUGCACAGAAGUUUAUAUUUGCUCGUAGAAUGAGUUUAUGGCUGUAAUUUUAAAUGGAUUCUCAUCUGAUACAUAUCUUAUUGUCACAGAUUCUAUCUCAGUUAAGUGUUGAAAGUAUAUUAUUAGUUCUUCUUAAACCCUGAGACCCUACUAUCUGAAGUUUAUUUUAUUGGCUAGAACACACCCAAAGCAUCAUUUUGGGGAAAAGGCUUAGAAACAUUGGCAUGAGCAUAACAGAACCAGUCAGAGCACUGGCUACAGUCAUUGGCUUCACUGAUACCCAACUACGCCCAAUUCCAUGCAUUUAAUGGCUUGUCAAAUUUUAGUGUUUCCUUGGGCCAUUUUUUUCCUCUUGUCUUUAUAUCCUGAGUACAUUCUGUGCACUGUGUGAAAACGGCAUGUAUCCAGGAUUUUUUUCCACCUAGCUUUCCUUAAUAUACCUCUGUAUUGCCUUCUCUAACCUUUUUUUCUAAAGUAAAAGAGACCAGUCCUUGUCUUCAUUCUUGUUUUUAAAAAGAAAGCUUCUAGUCCCUUCACUGUUGCUAUCUGACCUUCUCUUAUUGACUUAUGAUACUUUGAAAUGCACUUAACAGAACUGAGCACAAGGUAUGUGAUGAAACAUGCCAAAUGGUGUCCUUGAAAUGGCAUUCCCCACUUAGAAGUACCUCAUCCUUUUGAAUAGCAUCUUUGCUUUUCCCCUGAGGGAGCAGACCAAAUUCAAAAGCCCAAAGCAUAUGAGGAAGGUUUACCCUUCUAAGGGCCUACUAUCUCAUGCUGGUCUUAACUGAACUCUGCAGAGGAUUCUGGUAGCCUGGUUCAUGGAGCCCUUUUGUCUUUCUCCAUCAUCUGCCAGCUUCUGAGAAGAAGGCAAAGGGGACCCUUCAACACCAAGAUAAUUCUCCAUGCCAGGCACCAAGACCUAGUGUUCUACAGGCUCUUUGGAUGAGUAGAUACAGACCUCACAGGCUAGAUUCAUUGUUAGUUUACUAAACCUCUCUCUUAGGUGGGUGGAACUGCCUAAAAUGGGCAGUGGUUAUACAUAUGAACAGAUCAGUUUGAGAUCUGAGUGGAACUUGGGGUGGGAAUUUUGUUACUGUUUUUGCUCAAUGUUCAUUUUUUUUCAGAAUGUUCCAUGUAGGGGAAACGUCUUAAGCACCCUCCACAUUUCCUCCCUACCUUUCCAUAAUGUCCCUUGACCAUCAUUUCUCAUAAACUCUGUAGGUAGGCACUUGGCCUACUUUUGCACAUGACCAAGUUGAAGAAUGGUUUGAGUGAGUAUUUGGGCUUAAGCUGCUGCAAAGAGCAGGAACCAUGAAGCAAUAUGGGAUGAAUAAGGACCAGUAUAAGAUGACCAAGGAGGCGUUUUCUUUUUUCUCUUUCCUUCAAGAGUAUAUGCUGCUACUGGGCCCUGACAACCUUCUGUAUGUGUAAAGUCCUGGCUGUCCAUGUGAUACCAUUAGGAGUCCCAGUAAGAUGGACCAAUCUAUCCCUACAAUGGGCCUAUGUAUACUUAAAAAUCCAGCAGAGAAUGAGUAUAACAGCCAGAAAGCGGAAUUCACAAUGCAUUCUCAAGGCAAUAAAAAUCAAGCUAGCCCCAACUGAGGGGGGAAAAUUUUAAAUAUAACAAUUAUAGACACUUACUGAAACUAUAUCUACAUGUUUCAAAUUGAGGCAGUAAAUUAUCUAAAUCUACCCACCCACCCCCCAAAAAUAUUUUAGCUGAAAUAUCAGGUGGUAUCAUCAGUAUUCAUUUUGGGAGGGUUUUUCCAAUAAUUUCUUGACUUCUCCACUUCAUUUUGUUGAUAUUCAAACAAUCUUAAUGCAUGGUAAUUGGCCAAAUGGUUUGGCUUUUAGAAUUGCUGUUACAUAUUUAAUUAGAAGCCCUGAGAAAUUAUGACUUGAGAAUGAUUCCAGAUCACAAUGAUCAUUCUCCACAUUCUAAUAGGAGUUAGCCUCUGAGAUGUCUUGUGCUUCCACUUUCUGCUUGUUUGCUUAUUUAGGGGAGAAGGGGAAGAAUCUGAGGUUUCAAGUCAUCUUAGUGGAUGAGGCAUUCAUUAAUGCUUCAUCAUCUGGCUGGGAGAGAUGGGAAAAGGAAACAAUUCCUUUUUUUUUUUUCUGUAAUAAUGAAAAGCAAUAAUUGCGUAACGCUACACAAAGGCCAUACAUAACUAGUCUUUACCAGUAUUAAGGAUGCACUAGAACUGUAUUGUUAUUAGAGCAAGGUGGGAAUGGUUAAUAUGUAUUGUAGUAUUCUUCUAGAAAGCAAAUACCAGAAUUGCUACUAUUUAACAAUGUAAUGAGCCCAUACUACUGCAUUCGGGGAAGGACAGACGUUAUUUGGAACAUGGAAGCAGUUCUCUUUAAGCACUGUAUUAGAAAGAUUGUCUUGUAAAUUUUACCUGUUGCAAACAGGCUGGUUUGUAAAAGAUGUAUGUUUUGGUGUCUAAAAAAUGUUUAUAAAAAUGUAUAUAACGGUUUCAAAUUUCCAGGCUUUUGUAGAUACUGUAUUUGAUGCCUAUCAGGAUGCUUUAAUUUGGGGGUCAGAUUCUAAAUCAUCGGAGUUGUCAGUCUAUAAACUUUUAAGAUAAUGAGAAAAAAAGUUUUAGAUUUGAAAAUGAUGCUUUUUAAUCAUUUCCAAAAUGUACUGUAACCUUUCUUUGGUUCCGCUGUUUUCAUUUAACUUUUUUCAGUUUUUAAGGAAAUGUUUUUUUAUUGACUUUUUUUUAAAUGAAUGUGUUUUGCACAGAUACUAGGUACAUGAUUUUUAUGCCAUUUCAAGUAUGUAUUAAAAGUAUGUCAUUUCUUCACAUACACAUUAUCUCUCAUACACACAACCUUAUGCAAAAGGGAAAGCUAACACUCUAAGUGGGUCUUGUCCCUUGUAUGAAGAUGAAUUGUUCCUUCAUAUAUUGCUGUUGGCAGUAUUGAGUCUUGUGUUCUUUUCCUAAAAAAUGAAGAAAAAAAGCAACAACUCAAAAAAAAAAAAACCAGCCCAACAGUGUACAGGUUUGUAACUGCCAAAAUUUGAUGGUUAAAAACAAGUUUUCAAGUAAAAAAAAAGACUUUGUGUUGACUUUUUCUUUCUGAUUUGCUGUCUUUUCAUUUGCCUCAUUCUCACAGCUCAGAAGGGAGCCAUUCACAUCUUGCAGGGAAUUGUGGGAAAUGUGAAGUUUAAAAGGGCAGUCUCAGCAUGCUAUCUGGAGACACUGAGAUUUUUACCUAUAGUCUUUCUCCUCAUCUUUUGAAAUUAUUCACAGGGACUCCCA
This is a messenger RNA of Dromiciops gliroides (monito del monte), 20225 nucleotides long. RefSeq names its product protocadherin Fat 3-like. Gene Ontology annotation, molecular function: calcium ion binding. NCBI's taxonomy places the organism in Eukaryota, Metazoa, Chordata, Mammalia, Microbiotheria, Microbiotheriidae. Gene Ontology annotation, biological process: homophilic cell-cell adhesion. Gene Ontology annotation, cellular component: plasma membrane. The record is from RefSeq and is a predicted model, not a curated record.